GAUUUGCUUGGCGCCGCGACCUCAUGUGAGGCACCUCCUGCGCGAGCCAGUCAGACGUUACCUCUGCAGAGGAAAACGCAAUGGAGCCCUAAAAAAUUGACCAUUUUUCUAUCCUUUGACCCUGGGGGAAAAAAAAAAUCUUGCCUCAAAUCACCGUUUCAUCUGUUAUUUAUUUGAGGCGCAAAACGGCGGUGCAACGAUGUGGAUCCAGGUUCGUACUAUAGACGGGAAGGAGACACGAACCGUUGAGGAUCUUUCUAGAUUGACUAAAAUUGAGUCUUUGCGCCUGAAAAUACAAGACAUCUUCAAUGUAAGCCCACAACAGCAGCGCCUCUUCUACCGAGGGAAACAGAUGGAGGAUGGCCAGACACUGUUUGACUACAACGUGGGUCUCAAUGACAUUGUUCAGCUGCUGAUUCGCUCACAGACCGACCAUCCAGACAGCCCUGCCACCAAGGACUCCUCGGGUGUUGGAUGUAGUUCUGCUUCUCCCCCUGAUUCCAAGUGUGAAAGCCACAACUCCUCGGCUCUCGUCUCCCCCGCUGCUAUGGAAACCACCAAUAAAGACAAUGACAGCAGCUUCAGUACCAGCACUGUUAACGAAACCAAGCCAGACGCCAGCGUUACCAGUAACGCAACCAAAAAUGGGUUUAAGUCCUCCAGCCCUGCACAGGACGCUCAGUCACCUACGUCCAGCAGGAACGCACUAGUCGACCCAGGAAUUGGCAUGUACAAGAUUAAUGAGCUGGUGGACUGCAGAGACCUCAGCAUCGGUGCCUGGUUUGAGGCCUGCAUUGAAAAUGUGACACGCGCUCCCAAAGGACAGAUAACGCCCACCAAGGGCAAGGUGGGCCGACCCCCAAAAAGGACUAAUGGAAAACUGGAGGCUGAGCAGGGACAGGCCCACGGCCAUGGCCAAACCACAGACAGUAACAGGACUAAUCUUGUGUUAAACUCGGAGAGUAACGGAGCCUCCACCUCUCAGACAGACUCUACAGCAGCAUCGGAGAGCAAGGAGAGAGAAGAGGACGUAAUUUACCACAUUAAAUAUGAAGACUACCCAGAGAAUGGUGUGGUGGAGAUGCGACCGGUGGAUGUGCGGCCACGUGCCAGGACGCUGCUGCGGUGGGACCAGCUCCAGGUGGGCAUGCAUGUGAUGGUCAACUACAACAUGGAGACACCAGACGAGAGGGGCUUCUGGUUCGAUGCAGAGAUUGUGACCCUCAACCAAGCCUCCCGCACUAAUAAAGAGCUCAGAGUCAAUAUCCUCCUGGGGGGUCCUGGAGAUGUCAUCGGGGAUUGUAAAGUUCACUUUCUGGAUGAAGUCUACCAGGUGGAGAAACCAGGAGUGCGUGCACUCUCGGCUGCAGAUGGACAGUUUAAACGGAAGAGCGGGCCGGAGUGUAAGCACUGCAAGGCCGACCCUGACGCAGAGUGUCGUUUCUGCUCCUGCUGUGUGUGCGGAGGGAAGCAGGACGCUCACAUGCAGCUGCUCUGUGAUGAGUGCAACAUGGCGUUCCACAUCUACUGCCUGAACCCGCCGUUGGCCACCAUCCCAGAUGACGAGGACUGGUAUUGUCCAACCUGUAAGAACGACACCAGUGAGGUUGUCAAGGCAGGUGAGAAGCUUAAAGCCAGCAAGAAGAAAGCCAAAAUGCCUUCUGCAACAACUGAGAGUCAAAGAGACUGGGGAAAGGGUAUGGCCUGUGUGGGGCGUACUAAAGAAUGCACUAUUGUUCCUUCAAACCACUAUGGACCCAUCCCUGGUAUUCCUGUUGGUACAACUUGGAAAUUUAGAGUUCAGGUUAGCUGGGGUUAUUUUUUACAGUGCAUAAUGAUUAAAGAAAAUCAUGCAGUUUUGAUCCUCAUCCUACGCUUCUGUUUCUUCCUCCGUCUAUCCCUUGAGGUGAGCGAGGCAGGGGUUCACAGGCCACAUGUUGGCGGCAUCCACGGGCGCAGUAACGAUGGCUCCUAUUCGCUGGUGCUGGCUGGGGGCUUUGAGGAUGAAGUGGACCGGGGAGAUGAGUUCACCUACACGGGCAGUGGGGGUCGUGAUCUCUCAGGAAACAAACGGAUUGGAGAGCACUCUUUUGACCAGACCUUGACUCACAUGAAUAGGGCAUUGGCCUUAAACUGCGAUGCACCUCUGAAUGACAAAGAUGGAGCCGAGUCCAGGAACUGGCGAGCAGGAAAACCUGUAAGAGUGGUGCGCAGCUCCAAAGGUCGCCGUAUUAGCAAAUAUGCUCCAGAGGAAGGAAACCGCUAUGAUGGUAUUUAUAAGGUGGUAAAGUACUGGCCAGAGAUUGGGAAGUGCGGUUACUUGGUGUGGAGGUACCUGCUGAGACGGGAUGAUCAGGAACCAGCGCCUUGGACCCCUGAAGGACUGGAGAGGAUUAAGAAACUGGGGCUUUCUGUUCAGUACCCCCCAGGCUACUUGUCGGCCAUGGCCAACAAAACAAAGAAGGAGGCCUGCGCUCGACCUGGUCGGGGCGGCCGCAGUAAGCACUAUCCCGGAAGGGGGCGGCCACGGAGACAACGCAAGAUCAAGGAGAAAGAGGAGAACGAGGAUGAAGAGGAGGAUGAGCAACCGAUGGCCAGUGUGGAAGAGGAGUCGCCACAAAGUAAUGGAGUGCAGAAGACAACAAGAGAUAGUGAAUCAUCACCAGUGGCAGAGCCUCCCUCUAAACGGGUGAAGAUAGAGGAGACCUUCCAGCUGUCAGAGCAGCAGCAGCAGUUGAUCCAAGAGGACACAGCCAACAAGAAACUCUGGGAUGAAGCCAUGGAGCACCUUAAAGAGGGACCGAAUUUCCUGCGCAAGAUGGAGCAGAUCUUCAUGUGUGUGUGCUGCCAGGAGUUGGCCUUCCAGCCCAUCACCACCAUCUGCUCACACAAUGUUUGCAAGACCUGUCUCCAACGCUCGUUUCGGGCAAAGGUGUACACCUGCCCCGCCUGCCGCCACGACUUGGGCAAGGACUACGUUAUGACCCAAAACAAGACGCUUCAGAUGCUGCUCGACCAGUUCUUUCCCGGCUACAGCAAGGGCCGAUGAGGUCAAAAUCACAUUUAUAAGUAGGAUACACGCACAUAAGCACCCAUUUUGUGCACCCUCGUAUACUGUCAAGUACCUAGAGCUCCACUUUAAAAUGCAUUGCACACACAUAAUGUACUUACCCACUGGCUAAUGUAUAUUGCAUAUACAGCCAUUUAUGAAUACAAUCAUUCAUACACAAACAACCUCAGUAGGGACUGACCUCAUCUGUUGAACUUGGACCGUCUCCAUCAGCAUCACCAGCCUGAAAAUCAACCGAGGACAUUUUUUAACCUUCCUGCCACACAAACGCACACAAAAACAAAUGCACAAAAAAAAAAAAAAAAAAAUAGCCCCCAAACUCAUGCUCCCACUAGCCAUCUCAACAGUUUUCCUUUCCACUGUGUUGUCCACCGGUUCAAUUAAUUGACAUGCGUUAUGCUGAUUGAGUGCAAAUUCUCCCCGGCAACAUCGUGAGCUCAGCAGUUAAGAGUUUAGUUUCCUGCCACCCUGUUUGCAUUUUGUGUACCAUGCAUGCAGCUUUACACCAAAACACUGAGCCGAUCAGAGCUGUUUCUGAGCUGACUAAUAAAAAGUGCUCAGUGCUAGGAGUGAGUAGGGUUUUUUUGACCGAGAGGUGCCAGCAGAAUUGACCUGUUAGGUUCCAGAAUUAACAUGCAUUUAUGAUGAAACGAAGCACACAAUGUCUUAUUCCCAUGAAGCACUUUAUUACCGACAUGUGGAGCAGGCUUGUUUUGGAGGUUAAUCAGGAGCAAGUGCUAACAUCCUGCUCCUCAUGUCACUUGGAAUAAUGCCAUUGCUUUGCCUUGAGCUAAUAGGAAUAACAGAUGUCUCACCAGGGGUAACUUUCCCUGUAUUGGCAGGGAACAGAAAUUGGCAACUGCUUCCAGUUUGUUUAGAGUGCUGGAAAAUUUAUGGUUCCAACAAAGCUGCAACUUUACAUACUAAUGAGAUGCCCUCGUGAGUCUCCUCUUUAGAUUUUAUGUGGAGUCAGAAAAGCCAUUUACUUUAUAAAGACACAAGAGCAGAUUAGGGCCAAGGAUUGCAGGAGUCUGUUUUUUAAAAGUAACUUCCACUGGCAAAUGGUGCCUAAACAUAAAAUGCAAUGUACAGUAGGCUACCAAGGUAUCAGCUUUCUAUAAGCGAGAAACAAACGUACAAGAACAAAUGCACUGUUGAAUCUGCUUCAGAAGCACUAAAACGUCAAAGUGUCAGAAAUGAUGUGUUACACAUCAUUCACUGAUGAUUAUGAACAUAGUUCUGGUUCACGGUUCCGCUUCUUAAGUCCGAUGACAUUGACAAAACUGUCCUGGCACAUCGAGUCCAUAUGUUCUGGUUUUAUUCAACUAAUGAAAUACUUUGAUGUAAUGGGAAUAAAAGACUUAACCUGCCACACCGUGCAAUGCUUAAAAAGGUGGUAGAUGCACUUCUUUUUCAGUGACUGGUGUUCAGACACUCGAGAAGCCCUUCACAUAAAGCUGGUUAGUUUAUAUUGUUCAUUGUUAAUGGUCAGUGGAGAGCUCCGGAGGUGUCCAGCACGAUGUUCUUGUCCUCCCUUUUGGAAAAGUACUUUUUUAAAGACACUUUUUUGAAUGAAAAAAAAAAAAAAGUCAGGUUUUUAUAUUUAGCGACCCAUCCCUAAUAUUAGACUAGUUAAAACUAGACAACUAAAAGCACUUGGAGUGCACUGCAUAAAUCAUUAGCUUCUGUGAGACACUGUAACAAUACCUCCUCCAGGAUAAUACUGAGUCAUCUUUAGGAAAAAUAGUUUUUGUCCUUAAAUCACAUUAUUCCCCAGUCAUUAUCACAUUUUUUGGUCUUUAUUUGAUACCUUCUGCUUCAUCGUAACACAUGGUAACAGUCCUGUCACAACCUGUUGGACCUAAUCAUAGCAUCCUCUCCCACAUGCUCACUUAUCUUAUGUUUUUUCUUUGUUUGUUUUUUUGUCUGCUAUUGCCCUUGAUCAGAUAUUUUUGUUUACCCUGAAUCCAGAGGCCUCCGUGCCCUCUGUAAGUGUUGCGUACUGUACAUCAUACAUUAAAAAGUGUUGCUUUAAUUGUGAGCAUGUGAGCCAGAUUUGCAUCUUUUCCAGCGCUGAUAUGGUACUUUAAAAUGUCCAGGGUUGGCAGGUCUGAAAGCAGCUUUAAACAAACUCCUCAUGGAGAGAGCAGCAGCACAGUCUCUGUGGACAGAGGUCACCUGGAGCCGCUGACGUUCAGCUCGUGCAUCAGAGUUGGCUUUGUGGGAAAAUGUAGCCCUUCGGUGGCACUGUCACGUCGAGGGCGUAGAAGCCUCCGAGGCACAGACACAUUUCGCGUAAAGCGGAGACGAGGGCAGCUUCAGCAGUUUUUUUUUUCUUUUUAACUCCUCUGCUGACAUUCAGAUCAGAGGUGGAUGCUGUUUUCCUGUCUGACACCCCCACCCCCACCCCCCCUUUUCAUUCGCAGGCUGUUUGUUUGUGGUGAUGUCCUUGUUUCUGUUCAAUCAUUCAGGAUUUUUUUUUUCUCUUUUUAUUAACAUGCAAGUACAAAUGCUACUAUGGUCUUUGAAGCUAACUGUGAUGUGCAUUACUUCCACUGUUGCUUAAUAUUGUUCGGAUUUAUUUCUUCAUGCAUUGACUGGCAAGCUGAUAUCCCUUCUUUCUUUCUCUACCGUGACCUUUGCCUCCUCCUCCUCUCUCUCCACUGCCUCCUGCCCUCCGUGAACCUACAGUACUAACAACUUUUAGACGUCUUGUGGACGCUUGGCUUCAGUGCUGUGUUAUUUUGGUUUUUUUAUUGCACUCUAUUGAAGAAAAAAAAAGUUUGAGAAGUCACAUUUGAGUUUUCCUAGAAUGCUUACGAUUAUCUGUGUCCGUACACCAUUUUUUUGACCAUUUUAGUUGCUUCUAUUUUAAUCAUUAGUCAUUUUUAUGUUGGCGACCUCAAACAUUUGCAGCAAACGCCAGUCGGAGGAGUUUCAUUGCUUUCAUGUUGUGAUCUGAAAUUUUAUACAUGUCAUGAUAUUACUUGAU
Archocentrus centrarchus (flier cichlid) is the source of this 6062-nucleotide messenger RNA. RefSeq names its product ubiquitin like with PHD and ring finger domains 2 (gene uhrf2). The transcript has 15 exons. Bases 200 to 3049 code for a protein of 949 amino acids. Gene Ontology annotation, molecular function: protein binding; ubiquitin protein ligase activity. Gene Ontology annotation, biological process: protein ubiquitination; negative regulation of gene expression via chromosomal CpG island methylation. NCBI's taxonomy places the organism in Eukaryota, Metazoa, Chordata, Actinopteri, Cichliformes, Cichlidae. The record is from RefSeq and is a predicted model, not a curated record.